Marmota flaviventris (yellow-bellied marmot) is the source of this 924-nucleotide messenger RNA. RefSeq names its product vomeronasal type-1 receptor 4-like. Gene Ontology annotation, molecular function: pheromone receptor activity. Gene Ontology annotation, cellular component: membrane. Gene Ontology annotation, biological process: G protein-coupled receptor signaling pathway. Lineage: Eukaryota; Metazoa; Chordata; Mammalia; Rodentia; Sciuridae. The record is from RefSeq and is a predicted model, not a curated record.
AUGGCCUCCGGUGAUUUGGUGAUAGGAAUGGUCUUCUUAUCGCAGACCAUAAUUGGAUUCCUGGGGAAUUUCUUUCUUCUCUUCCAUAAUUUCCUUUAUCUCACCAGAUGUCCUGUAAGGCCCAAGGAUUUGAUUCUCAAGCACUUGACCUUGGCUAACUUCUUGGUCAUAUUCUGUAAAGGAGUCCCACAGACCAUGUCUGCUUUUGGGGCAACACAUUUCCUCAGUGAUACUGGAUGCAAACUUGUUUUCUAUGUUCACAGAGUUGGCAGGGGUGUGGGCACCGGCAUCACCUGCCUCUUGAGUAUCUUCCAGGCCAUCACGAUCAGCCCCAGGAACUUCAGGUGGGCAGAGAUGAAACCGCAAGCUUCCAGAUACAUGGGGCCCUCCAACAUCCUGUGCUGGAUGCUAAACAUGCUGUUGAACAUCAGUGUUCCUAUGUAUGUUGGCAAGUGGAACAGCAAAAACACCACAAAUAAAAUAGAUUAUGGAUACUGUUCUGCAGUAAUUGAUAACAGAGUCACGGGUGUGCUACUUAUAGCACUAUUGUCCUCCUAUGAUGUUUUGUGUCUGGGACUGAUGGUCUGGACCAGUAGCUUCAUAGUUCUCAUCCUGUACAAGCACAAGCGGCAGGUCCGACACCUCCAUAGCGCCACCCUCUCCCCAAGAUCCUCCCCUGAGACUAGAAUCACUCAAAGCAUCCUUGUCCUAGUGGGCACCUUUGUAUCAUUUUACACUCUCUCUUGCAUUUUCUCACUAUUUUUGGCUCGUUUAAAUGAUCCAGGUUGGUGGCUGGUGAACAGCUCUGCCUUGAUCACUGCUUGCUUUCCUACAGUCAGCCCCUUUGUUCUCAGGAGCCGUGACCCCAGGAUAUCCAGGCUCAUCUUUGCCUGCUGCAGAGGGAGUAUGCUAUCCUCUAAAUGA